This is a messenger RNA of Ceratotherium simum simum (southern white rhinoceros), 1519 nucleotides long. It is a transcript of the gene LYAR, whose product is annotated as Ly1 antibody reactive. Gene Ontology annotation, cellular component: nucleolus. The record is from RefSeq and is a predicted model, not a curated record. Lineage: Eukaryota; Metazoa; Chordata; Mammalia; Perissodactyla; Rhinocerotidae. Gene Ontology annotation, biological process: negative regulation of transcription by RNA polymerase II; rRNA processing. Gene Ontology annotation, molecular function: DNA binding.
CGCGCGGGGAGGCUCCACAGCGAAUUCGGCGCCGGGAAGCUCGGGAGGGAAGUGGUGGCCGCGUGGGGCGGGAGGCGGCGAUUCCACGUGCUCCCCGCGGCCGGUUGAAACCGUUGGCGGGCUGUGGCCGAGAGGACAAGACUUCACCCUAUCUUGGAUAGACAAUAUUUAAUCAUUUAGCAAAAAUGGUAUUUUUUACAUGCAAUGCAUGUGGUGAAUCAGUGAAGAAAGUACAAGUGGAAAAGCACGUGGCUAUUUGCAGAAACUGCGAAUGCCUUUCUUGCAUUGACUGCGGUAAAGAUUUCUGGGGUGACGACUAUAAAAACCAUGUGAAAUGCAUAAGUGAGGACCAGAAGUAUGGUGGCAAAGGUUAUGAAGGUAAAACCCACAAAGGCGAUAUUAAACAGCAGGCAUGGAUUCAGAAAAUUAAUGAAUUAAUGAAAAGACCCAAUGUCAGCCCCAAAGUGAGGGAACUUUUAGAGCAAAUUAGUGCUUUCGACAAUGUUCCCAGGAAAAAAGCGAAAUUUCAGAAUUGGAUGAAGAACAGUUUAAAAGUUCAUAAUGAAUCUAUUCUGGAGCAGGUGUGGAAUAUCUUUUCAGAAGCUUCCAGCAAUGAACCAGUCAGUAAGGGGCAGGAUCAACAGCAACUCAACCAAGUGGCCAAUCCACGCGCAGAAAUCUCCACCAAGCUUCUGUCUUCCAAAGCAAAUGACACCACGGAAGAACAAGCAGAGGUGAAGAAGAAUAAAAGAGAAAGGAAGGAAGAACGGCAGAAGAAGAGAAAAAAAGAAAAGAAAGAACUAAAAUUAGAAAACCAUCAAGAGAAUUCAAAGAGUCAGAAGCCGAAAAAGCGCAAAACGGGACAGGAGGCUGGAGUGGCAGACAGCCCCGAGGCCAGCGGCUCCGCAGGGAAGCAGAGCCAGAGGAAGAGGAGCAAGGGCUUGUGUGCUGAGGAGGGGGGAGUGGAUGGAGACGUGGAUGAGGAAGAGACAAAAACCGGUCCAGGAAAAAGAAAGCGGAAACAUUCGGAGGUUGAAGCAGAGUCUAAGAAGAAAAAGAUGAAGUUACCAGGACAUUCUGAGGGUGGAGAACCAGAAAACCAUGAGGCUCCUGCAAAAGGUAAAUUCAACUGGAAGGGGACUAUUAAAGCAGUUCUGAAACAGGCCCCAGACAAUGAAAUAGCAAUCAAAAAGCUACGGAAAAAGAUUUUAGCUCAGUAUUAUGCUGUGACAAAUGAACAUCACAAAUCUGAAGAGGAACUCCUGGUCAUCUUUAACAAGAAAAUCAGCAAGAACCCGACCUUUAAGUUAUUAAAGGAUAAAGUCAAGCUUUUGAAAUGAACAUUUUCAUAUUUAAACAUUGAAUCCAUUCUGCUGAUUUCUUCCUUUCACUGCUGUUUGUAAAACAUGUAAUGAAUCAUAACAACUCAAAUUUUCCUUUCCAAAACUGUAUUUUUAAUUUAAGAAAAAUAUAUAUUUUUGGUAGAACUUUUAUGAGAAAAUAAAAUAUAUUCUUAUCC